Molecule: messenger RNA, 1088 nt
Organism: Sardina pilchardus (European sardine)
Lineage: Eukaryota; Metazoa; Chordata; Actinopteri; Clupeiformes; Clupeidae
Gene: gghl
Product: gamma-glutamyl hydrolase
Exons: 9
Coding region: 94-1050 (318 amino acids)
Biological process (GO): tetrahydrofolylpolyglutamate metabolic process
Cellular component (GO): vacuole
Molecular function (GO): gamma-glutamyl-peptidase activity
Source: RefSeq, a predicted model, not a curated record
UUAAAUAACCUCCGCUCAGAAGUGAGAAGUCGGAGAUUCCCGGGAGGCUGAUUGUUUACCUUCUGCAGGUCGGACUUUCUUAACACCUGGAGGAUGGAGCGAUUGGGACACCUACUUUUUCUCUCUGCGCUGAGUGUGAGUUUAGCACGACCGGCGAUGGAACUACGUCCAAGCGCGCCCGUUAAUGAGCGGCCAAUUAUCGGGAUUUUGACCCAAGAGGUGUCUGAUGAUGACAUGAGACCAUUUGGGAAAACAUACAUUCCUGCCUCUUAUGUGAAGUACAUCGAGUCAGCAGGGAGCCGAGUGAUGCCAAUCAGGUUGAACCUGACCCAAGCUGAAUAUGAGAAAAUCUUCGCGGAAAUAAACGGCCUGCUGUUCAUUGGAGGAGCAGUGAAUCUGGUGGAAUCAGACUAUGCCCGGACUGCAACGUUUUUUUACAAGCUUGCUGUAAAGGCCAAUGACGCGGGGGACUUCUUCCCGCUGUGGGGGACCUGCAUGGGGUUCCAGCUGCUCACAGUCCUGGUGGCCGGAGAGGACCUGCUGACCAACACCACCGCAGAGAACAUCGCCAUGCCGCUCAAUCUGACCCCAGAGGCCCAGUCCAGCCGCAUGUUUGAGGGCUUCCCUCCGGACCUCCUCAGGGCUCUGGCCCAGGAACCUCUCACCGGAAACUUCCAUCACUACGGAGUAACGGAGAAGGUGUUCCAGGAGAAUGCGCCACUGAGGGAGUUCUUCUCCGUGUUGUCCACAAACGUCGCCGAGGACGGAUCGGUCUUUGUGUCCACCAUGGAAGGACGCCAGUACCCCUUCUACGGCGUCCAGUGGCAUCCAGAGGUCAACCGCUUUCAGUGGAACCCCAAGUACCACUUCCCCCACUCCGUCAACGCCGUCCGACUCUCAACGCUGCUCGCAGACUUCUUUGUCAACGAAGGCAGGAAGAGUUCUCAUCACUUUGCCAACCCGGAGGACGAAAACGCGGCUUUGAUCUACAACUAUAGCCCUGUUUACACCGCCAACUUUACCGGAUACCAACAAGCCUAUUUCUUCUGAGCGCACACAAGUGUCACUCAAACGUCUUACACUAAUGC